UUUACGAAAUUCGGGCAACGUGGCAAGAUCCAAUGGCCGCCUGGGAUACCCACCGACGCCUGGGGAGACGACACCACUCAGCUCAACACCUCCGCCGCCAACACGACCACCACGUCUGUACAAUUAAAACUGCCAGAAGCGUCAUGGAUUCGGUGCAUGCCAGUGGAGAUGACAGUGUCAUCAAAUGCAUCGUUUUCUAUCCCUACACGGCACAAAAUGCGAAUGAGCUCUCCAUGAUGGAAAACGAAGAGCUGGAAGUUUUUCUGGCCUUUUCCGAAGGCGACGGAUGGGUCAAAGCUCGGAAUUACAAGGGAAAGGAAGACUACAUGCCUGAAAAUCAUAUACCUGGACCUUCCCGCCGACGAUGAGCUGCCGUGUGGAGGUGACGAGGACGCCAAACAGAACGUCCAUGAGCAUCCAGUAAUUGUGGAGGAAGUUGAGCCGGAGGAAAGGGCACGAUGAAGAGGAAGAAGAAUUCGUUAGUGCAGAAGCGGGAAGAGUUUACCCGUUGGAGAACCAAAUUUCCUUCUCCUCAGUCGACUACACUUACCAGCAGCAGAGAAAUGAGGCCCGAAGAAGAAGAUGAGUUCCCUGGGCCGGCCGAAAGCGAUCCUUUACCUCCACCUCCUCCACCCAUUGCUGCCCGAGUUGUGGAAUUGUCUCCCGCUUCCAUCACUACCUCGGAUGAUAUUUCUACCCUGGAUUGAUCAAUCAAUCCAACUCCUCACGUUU
Messenger RNA from Daphnia pulicaria, 732 nucleotides. Its product is annotated as protein nervous wreck-like. NCBI's taxonomy places the organism in Eukaryota, Metazoa, Arthropoda, Branchiopoda, Diplostraca, Daphniidae. The record is from RefSeq and is a predicted model, not a curated record. The transcript is spliced from 2 exons. Gene Ontology annotation, biological process: neuromuscular synaptic transmission; regulation of actin filament polymerization. Gene Ontology annotation, molecular function: protein binding. The coding region runs from base 33 to 368 and encodes 111 amino acids. Gene Ontology annotation, cellular component: neuromuscular junction; recycling endosome.